Molecule: messenger RNA, 2900 nt
Organism: Tigriopus californicus
Lineage: Eukaryota; Metazoa; Arthropoda; Copepoda; Harpacticoida; Harpacticidae
Exons: 2
Coding region: 356-2809 (817 amino acids)
Biological process (GO): regulation of DNA-templated transcription
Molecular function (GO): DNA-binding transcription factor activity, RNA polymerase II-specific; RNA polymerase II cis-regulatory region sequence-specific DNA binding; protein binding
Source: RefSeq, a predicted model, not a curated record
UCGGAACCAAAAAUUAGUCUUGGUACUUCAUAUUCCAACUCUAUUCCCUUAGGGCACUCGGUUCUUGUUAUGAAAGAGCGAUAACUAGUUCCUACUAUUAAUAAAAGUGAGUGGGUUUGACGUCUGACAUCAGACUCCAGGGAUGAUCACAUUAUCUGAGCUUCAAACAUUCCCGCUCUUUUCCUGGGCUCCCAACAUCAGUGCCCGAGCCCUGUAGAUGCAGUAAGCGUCCCAACAAGCAUCCUCAAUCAUUGAUCUUAGUUUCUAACUUCAAGUUGUGAGGUUAAAUUCGUGAGAGUGUCGUAAAAUCGAGUUUGUAUAUGAGUUGUCAUUGAAAAUAUCCACUCGUUCAGACAUGGAUUGGUGUUCUCAAACCGACCAAGACACAUUUUUCAGCAGUAUUAAGACAUUUUACGAUCAUGGAACAUUCACUGAUCUAGAUAUUUUUGGCCACGGUCACGACAAAUCCUUCUCGGACAGUAUUCGUUGUCACAAAUUGGUCCUAGGAUCUCUGUCGGGUCUAUUUCAAGCGAUCCUUCAAGAAGAAACGGAUCAAAUCUAUUUUCCUGAUGUACCACAUGAGAAUCUGAAAGGAUUCAUUGAUGCAAUUUAUGAGAAACUGGUCCUGGACUUGGAUCCAACUUGGGAGGAUUGUGAUCAGAGUAUUGUUCAACUAUGGACCAUACCUUUAGAUAUUGGGAAAUGGAUAGCUAUUCCCGAAGUCAAAGUGUCUGUCAAGUCAGACAAAGAACUGGCAACCCAACCAACCCAAAGGAAAUCAAGAAAGGUUUCGAAACCAGCAUUGGAUAUUUUCAAAGUGGGCACUGGGUCAUCUAAGAAUACAACGGAAGAUUGUUCGACUAACCGUGAGGAUAACCUCGAGAUCGACGAUGAAGCCCUUGCCAGCCUCCAAGACGAGUCGAUUGAUCCAAAUUUUGACUACGAGGCCGCUCUCAAAGACGAUUUGGUACAAUCCGAAGAAGCUAGACAUCAUGAAGAUUCCCACCAUGAUGACCUUGACGAGGAUUUUGAUGAGGAUGAAAACGCUCCCACCAAGAAGAGUCGAGUCCAGAGUCGGAAAUCCGCCGCUAAAAGCGCCAACAAACGAACCCACACCAUGCAUAAGAAUAUGCAAUUCGUCAAUAAAAAAGGGGAGAGAGGUGUGUAUUGUGUGGAGGCCCUUCACGCCCAAAUCAUCAACCGGGAAGGAACUCUAUCUAUAAGUCAUACCAGUGCUCCUCUGAAGGCGGCCGCAUCCUCUAACCACAUUCGAGACCUGACGCGAGUCAAGAAUGUGUUUCAUGUGCUCAUUGGGAUCAGGGACAACCACGAGAUAUUUGAGGGCAAACCUCUGGCAUGGACCAGGCCAGAGUCUUCAAGUCAAGUGGUGGAACAAUUCGACGAGUGCGUGAAUGUGUUUUCCCACGUGUUUGGGCUCAGCGAGGCCGAUUUGAUAUCCGGGCAGCAUUUGCUAAAUGGACAGGAUGGCAAGACUCCCAUGAGCUACAUUUCAGAUAUUCAGAAGCGAUUGUUUAAUAAAUCGACUCGAUUUGACCUGGAGAACGAGCUCAAAGAUCCCGAGAUCUUGCAAGCGCAUGCCCGACCUCAAAGAACUUUUAAGGAACUGGACAUCCCCCUUAACGACUGGACCAUUGACCUGCACUCUCAUGUGUCUUUGUUUCAUGAUGUGGUAUUAGUCAGUAUUCAUAAGCACGCUAUCGAGUGUCGUCAAAUCCAUUUUGUGCAGAAUAAUCCCGACUUGUUUGGAUCGAUCCUUACUCGGAUUCUCUACUUAGUUUGGAGUGGCGGCCUACAAGGAUCCAAGAUCCCACGAAAUGAUUACAUCAUCGACAAGUACCUGCACAUGAAACGGAUUACUUACAGAAAUAAGACGGCCAAGAAGCUCCUCGCCACCGAAGGAGAUCUUCCUAGAAAGCUACCCACAUUCACCUGCGACAUUUGCGGAGAGACUAUCCAGGAAAACGCCCAUGGGACUAAGAGAUCCAUGCACAAACGAAAGCAUAUCAUUCAGAACAUGGAGUGUAACUGCCAAUUGGACAAAUCCGGCUUUGACGAUAAGAAGCGCCACUACAUCCUGUUCCACUCAGGGUGGAACGUGGAACCAUGUCCCAUGUGUAAAUGGGUGGGUUCCAAAGAAGCCUUGGAGCGACACAAAGCCGCCAUGCAUAGCGAGGUCAUGUGUGACGAAUGUGGAAAACUUUGCUCCAAUGCCGAGAAAUUAAGCAGUCAUCGACGAAGCAUGCACAAGAUGUACCAAUGUAAGGAAUGUCUCGAGGAGUUUGUCGGCUUCUCGAAGCUAAAGUAUCACAUUGGGAGGUUCCACUCGGAGAAUGUCGAGCUUCUCGAGAUGUACAAAGAGAAGGUCAAACCCGAGAGCAAGAAGAAAAAACACCCCAAGGUUCCCGAGAAAGGCGUGUUUCCUUGCGAGAAAUGCGGCAAGAUCUUCAAAUUCGAUCAGAGUCUCAAGUCCCAAUUGAAGCGCAAUCACGGCACCGAGGAAGACAUGCCCUUCCGAUGCAAAGAGUGUGGCAAAAGGUUCUUCGACAAGCCCAAAUUGAAGUAUCAUCUCAUGAACGUGCACAUCCGUAGCCGGCCUUUCAUUUGUCGCUAUGAGAACUGCCAAUCUGACUUCAACAAUCAAAGCAAUCUCCGACAACACGAGGUCAAAGUCCACGGAGCGCUCAUGGGCAAAGUGGCCAGCAUCAACAACUACGUGUCUGAUGAAAUGAUGUUCACACUCGCGGAAGUAGUGCACACCUCUUAUAAUCAUCGGACUGAAUGGAUUUAACAAUGCACUAAAUAUAGACACAUUUAUACCAUUUCAAAGAUUCCCGCCUUUUUCCCCUCCUCUGUCCUGAGUCCUGACAUGAUUGCUUUUG